This is a messenger RNA of Hyla sarda, 2197 nucleotides long. It is a transcript of the gene TAF6, whose product is annotated as TATA-box binding protein associated factor 6. The record is from RefSeq and is a predicted model, not a curated record. Lineage: Eukaryota; Metazoa; Chordata; Amphibia; Anura; Hylidae. Gene Ontology annotation, biological process: transcription initiation at RNA polymerase II promoter; RNA polymerase II preinitiation complex assembly. The transcript is spliced from 16 exons. Gene Ontology annotation, molecular function: RNA polymerase II general transcription initiation factor activity; protein heterodimerization activity; transcription coactivator activity. Gene Ontology annotation, cellular component: transcription factor TFIID complex; SLIK (SAGA-like) complex; SAGA complex. Bases 129 to 2018 code for a protein of 629 amino acids.
GUGACAGGUCCUGGAAGGUAGACGGAUGUUAUUGGUAUGCAGACUGCCGGAAGUUUACCUUUGAAACCGGAAGUAAUUGCGGAGACCGUGCAGGAGAGCGGCGGCUCUCCUGACGCGCUUCUCCCGUCAUGGCGGAGGGGAAGAAGAUCGGUAAUGCCGUGCUGCCCAGCGAGUCCAUGAAGGUGAUCGCCGAGUCCAUAGGAGUCUCGCAGAUGUCGGAGGAGACCUGCCAGCUGCUCGCACAGGAAGUCAGCUUCAGGAUAAAGGAAGUCUUCCAGGACUCCAUGAAGUUCAUGCAUGUGGGCAAGAGACAGAAACUGAACCCCAGUGACAUUGAUGCUGCUCUGAAACUGAAGAAUGUGGAGCCAAUAUAUGGAUUCCAUGCCAAGGAGUUCCUGCCCUUCCGCUACGCCAGCGGUGGAGGACGCGAGCUUCACUUCUACGAGGAGAAGGAGGUGGACCUGUGUGAUAUAAUAAGCACCCCGCUUCCCCGUGUGCCCCUGGAUGUUUCCUUGAAAGCGCAUUGGCUGAGUAUAGAAGGAGUACAGCCGGCCAUCCCGGAGAACCCGCCACCAGUUCCCAAGGAGCAGCAGAAGGUUGAGGCCACGGAGCCACUGAAGGCUGUGAAACCAGGACAGGAGGAGGCAGGAGGCCUGAAAGGGAAAGGCCAGGGGGCCAAUGCUGUGGAUGGUAAAGGUAAAGAGAAGAAGAACACCAUCCUAGAGGGCGCUCCUCUAAAGCUGAAGCCUCGCAGUAUCCACGAGCUGUCUGUGGAGCAGCAGCUUUACUAUAAGGAGAUCACCGAGGCUUGUGUGGGCUCCUGUGAAGCCAAAAGAGCGGAAGCUCUGCAGAGCAUUGCCACUGACCCCGGACUGUAUCAAAUGCUGCCACGGUUUAGCACCUUCAUUUCGGAAGGGGUCCGUGUCAAUGUUGUCCAGAAUAAUCUGGCCCUGCUCAUUUAUCUUAUGAGAAUGGUGAAGGCUCUGAUGGACAACCCCACCCUCUACCUGGAGAAAUACCUACAUGAGCUGAUCCCAGCAGUGAUGACCUGCAUUGUCAGUCGGCAACUAUGUCUCAGGCCGGAUGUGGACAAUCACUGGGCUCUGAGAGACUUUGCUGCCCGGCUCAUAGCACAGAUCUGCAAGAACUUCAGCACGACCACCAACAACAUCCAAUCACGAAUAACAAAGACCUUCACCAAGACCUGGGUUGAUGACCGCACUCCCUGGACCACCCGAUACGGAUCCAUUGCUGGCCUGGCAGAGUUGGGUCCUGAUGUGAUAAAAACUCUGAUCGUUCCUCGUCUGCAAGUGGAGGGAGAGAGACUCCGCAACGUCCUGGAGGGGCCUGUAUUAUCCAACAUCGAUAAGAUUGGAGCCGACCAUGUGCAGAGCCUCCUGCUGAAACACUCGGCCCCCGUUCUGGUGAAACUUCGCUCUCCUCCUGACAACCCUGAGGCAUACCGGACAGACUAUGGCUUCCUGGGCCCCACGCUCUGCUCUCACGUGUUAAAGGCCAGAGCACAGAGCGCGUUACAAGGACCACAGGUCAACCGCACCACCCUGACUGUCACCCAGCCACGUCCCACUCUCACUCUCUCUCAGCCGUCCUCCGGCUCCAUCACGCCAUCCCCUCGUCCACCAGGAAUUAUUAAGGUGCCUGGGUCCUUGACUGGGUCCUUGACUUUGCCAGUACAGACCUUAGUGAGUGCCCGUUCUGCAACUCCCACCCAGCCGUCACCACCACCCACCAAGUACAUUGUGGUGUCUUCAGCCGGGAGCAGCGGGACCCAGGUCCUCACAUCUUCCGGGGGCCCCUCCCCCUCCACACCCUGCCCCCCAGUGGUCCAGCCCAUUGUGAAGCUAGUGUCAGGAGGUCAGAACACUGGUGUUGGUGGUUCCACCACUGGGGGCAGUAGUGGGAUGCAGAAAUACAUAGUUGUAUCUCUUCCACCUACGGGAGAAAGCAAGACCCCUCAACCGUCCCCUCCCCCUUCCACAGACACCACUGGCUUGUGACAGAAACCUUAUUUUUUUAUUUUAUUUUUUGGCAUGUGUAUGAUGUAUGACUGCAGGCGUAAGGCUGUGUGAGUGUUGUGAUGUUCCCUGUGUCCGUGCAUUACAACUUGUUUAUUUUAUGUAAAAAACAAACAAAAUAUAGAUAUAAACAUUUUGUUAAUAAAACUAUAAAAAAACAA